This is a messenger RNA of Acanthocheilonema viteae, 2607 nucleotides long. NCBI's taxonomy places the organism in Eukaryota, Metazoa, Nematoda, Chromadorea, Rhabditida, Onchocercidae. The record is from the annotation of a GenBank genome assembly.
AUGGCGGAGGAUUUGGUUCAUUCUAGCUUUAGUUUGGACGAAGCGUUCAGUUUUGUUUUCGACAAUUCACCUGGUGAACCGGUAACACCGUAUCGAUUAGCUAUCUAUCUUCUUAUACGAGUUUUGGAUACAAAUCAUCGAUUGAAGCCGUUUACACACAAAGAACACUAUAAACUAUCAUCGUUGGUGCAUUCACUUUUAAAUGCAGUUAAUUUAAGCUUCCCGGAAAUGAUUGAUAUGGUAAUGGAACCGUUGAAAGAAGUUUCAAUGAAUUUAUUUUUGGAAUUUGUGACAAAAAUAGAUGCCCAUCGUGGAGAUGUGGAAAUACUUAUACGUCGUGAUGAAUUAUUUUGUCAGCCUCGGAAGUUAGACCGUUUGGGACAACCAUUCGCUCUCCCUAAAAGUCUUAUCGGUAUUUUUGUUCGCAAGUUGGCUGUCACACAAGCUUGUCAAAGUGUUACGCAAAUCCAACGGUCACAUAAGCAGUGGUUGGAAUGGUUGGAUGAUUCGCGUCCCGCCGCUCGCGGUGAUCUUUUUGGUGGCUAUGCUAAAAACGUGUCUGAGUCAACUACUUCCGCAUCAUCUACGUCGGGUGAUACUCAUCUGGUUCCUCUUAUAGACGACAUAACGCAUUUGAGAGUUACACCAAUUAAAGACAAGGCUACAAGGAUGAGUGAGGAAUUUUUGAAAGCCUCAAUAUCACCGGCGAGUAAAAAGAAAAAAGCAGUCAAUGUUGGAGACAAAGAUAAGCAGCAUAGGAAGACUCUUUUCCAAGCUGACAUACCAUUGUCACCUACAGCACUCUACGAAUUGCAGCAACAUCCUGGUGCACAACCGCAAUUAACCGAGCUACUUUCUUCUAGUAGAGCUCGAACUCUUAUCAGUCGACAGUUACAUGCAUUGCAUGUUUCACCAGAUGAUGCAAUGGAAGAAAAACAACUGAAAGCUGCAUGCAAUUUCAUUAAGAAGAAUUAUCCUGAUUUACCACUUGUGCAUCUAGUUGAUAUGAUGAAUGCAAUACGUUCUCAUAAUAUAUUCGAAGCUGGUGAAGCAUUACAACAGUUCUUUGAUUGGACGGCAAUACGCAUCAAUGAAACUAGUAACAUAAACCGUUCAAUUACUGCUACCGAUCAACGUCCCUUACGUUACGCACCUUUAUUGCACGCGCGACUCGCUCGAGUUUUUGGAUAUAAGGAUCACGCUCGGCAUUUUCUCUCUGAAGCGGUACAUCAAGCACAAACGAGCCAUGAUUUAGUCUGCUUACGGUUGGCUGAGGUAGAGCAAGCUGCUAUUAAUGCAGACGAAGAUCUAAAUCCAUCCGGAGAAAAUGAUUCAACUGAUGAAUCGAAAACCCAUUUUAUCUCGGCGGCAUUGCUUUCAUCAGUGUCGAUUGGUAAUGGUGAAAUACAAGAAUCAACAGAGGAAGAUGAUAAGAUCAAAGCCGAAGAAGCUGAUACACGAGCCUUUAUUAAGCAACUCAAUGAUUGUUCUACAUUACAGAACUGUAUUAAUCUAGCGAGAUCAGCUAAUGAUCCAAAAAGUAUGGUAAAGGGUCUACAAAUGUGUUCUGGUGCUGAUUAUGGUGUUGAUCGAGAAUCUCAAUCACGACUUGUUAAUGAAGCUGCUCGUGUAAUUUCUGCCACCAUAAAACUUGCAAACGGCUUCGUCGAUUCUGCCAUUAGUGAUUGCAACCGUAUUCUUUAUUUUAAUCCGGGUGAUCAGUGGUGUCAGCGAUAUGAUACUGAAUCUCACGUAAUUGCUGCUGUGAAUAUCGCUUACGCUCAUGCUCUAAACGGACAAUUUGAUGAUGCACGCACGCUGAUAAAGAGGUUGAAGACGCGGUUCACAGAGAAAAAUAACUGGCAGUGUGCCUUUCAUUGGAAAUUAUGUGAAUCAUUAAUCGAAUAUGAUAGAGCUUUCUUCUUUGGUGACUGGAUAGCUGCCGAUCAAUGGCUUCUAGUAAUGGAACAAUUAGCUCCUUCAGAAGCCGGCUUGAGGAAAGCUGUUUUGGUUCACUCCAAAGGUGAUUUGCGGGAAGCAAUAAAUAUAGCGAGAGAAAAUGUCGAGAGAGUGAAAAAUUCAAAAGAUUUGCGACUAAGGCUAAGAUGUGACAUAACAUUGGCAAUGUUAUAUACCUCAAAUAAUUUGGAGCAUGUAGCACUAUCGAUUUUGGAGCAGUGCAAGAAUCUUGCACAUAAACAUUCCCUGGAUACAUUUCACGCGAUUAUUAUGCGACGGAUUGCUUACAUAGAUGCAGUGGAGGGACGACUUGAUGAAGCACUAACAAAAAUUGAAGAUUGUGAAUGGACUCUCAAAAUUCGAUGUCAGUCUUUGGAAAAUGCUUAUUUAUAUAUGACUACUUUCACAGUUUAUGCUCAAAAAAAUGAAACAUCGCCAGAUACAAUUUCGCAACAACUCAAUACUUUAGCUGCAGCGCGUCGAGAAUUUCGCCGUGCUUCCGCACCCCUUCUCGAAAAAAUCGUCCUUCUUAUUGCCGCCAAAUUGUUUAACAGCUGUAAACAAACUGACGAACGAGAUGAAUGUGCAGCAUUGUAUUAUGAUAUGGACGAACAGUAUCCAGGACAAAUCGACUGGACAAUUUUGUGA